This is a messenger RNA of Musca domestica (house fly), 5428 nucleotides long. RefSeq names its product ras-associated and pleckstrin homology domains-containing protein 1 (gene pico). Lineage: Eukaryota; Metazoa; Arthropoda; Insecta; Diptera; Muscidae. The transcript has 5 exons. Gene Ontology annotation, biological process: signal transduction. The record is from RefSeq and is a predicted model, not a curated record. The coding region runs from base 1034 to 4618 and encodes 1194 amino acids.
AUUUUUUUUGUUUGUUUGUGCGUGCGUACGUGUGUUGUGUAUGUGUUAAACAAAAAAGGGGGAAAUGCAGUUUGAUUAAGCGCACCAGGCAACCAAGAGAAACCAAAGUCUGUUCAGUGACAGUGAAUGUUGAGCCGCCGCAGCCUUUUACCGCCCAAAGCAGGAUAAUAUUCAUGGGAAUUGUGGAAAUAAAUGGAAAAUUUAUUUUGUUAAGAUGUGUUUGAUAGAUAUUGGAAUUUCAAUUAAAUAUUAAAAAUGUGUGUUUGUUCAAUGCAUGAUUUGCUGAAGUUGCAAUUUAACGCCGUUAACUCCACUAACCCCAAUUGAGUUGGUUCUUUUUCUCCCCUGUUGGCUGGCUGACUGGCUGCUGUUUGUGGCUACACCCAAAACGAAGUAUAUGAAAUUUUUGAUAUUAAAUUUUGUAUUGUGAUUUUUGAAAAAAACUUUUCUUUAUCUUUUGUAGCCACAAGAAACUGAAAUAAACAACAAAACCCUUGUGUGUGUUUGUGUGUUUUUUUAUCACUCGUCUGUAAUGUCUUUGUUGCUGUUAAGGAAAUAAUCUUAAAUUUUCAUACAAGUUUUGGGUUUAUGUGGGUGUAAGGAACCAAUUGGUUUCGAAAAAAAAAAACAAAAAAACGUGAAGCCGCUCUGGCCAUCUACAGCAACAAAUUAAAGCAAAUGUGAAAAUUUUUUGCCUCUAAGAAAAAAGAAGUUGUGGGUUUUUUUUGUUGAAUCCAUUUAGGAUUUCAAAACGCCCACUCUAACCAUUAUUGGGCAAGAGAAAAAGGAAUGUGACAAGAAAACAUACCCGUGUUAAAUGGUGUAAAACAAAAGAAGGAGUUCUUUCUUUUAACAAACCAUUAACGAAAAGCAAUAAUCAAACAACGGAAAAAAAAAUAAAACAAACUUGUGCAAGAAAUAUCUUGUUCUGUGUGUGAGUGUGUGUGCCUGUGUUUUACAAUCAAUUGUGGUGGGUCUCCAAGUCUUCAUUCCCCCCACCCAUAUUUAUCUUUGGUUUUUGGAGCCACAACCAAUGUGCCAUCGCCAUCAACGCCGUUCCCAGCUUAUUUGCAUACAUUUGAGUCUUGCAGAUCGGCAGCCAACAACAUCGUCGUCGCCGUCACAAUCAUCAAACAUCAACAAUCAUUAUCAGCAGCAGCAGCAACAAUCCGUUCAUUAUCUGGACGAAACGAUUAAAAAUCUCACCAAUCUAGCCGAUACUUGUCCAAGUAUUGGCAAAAGUGCCAUUGCAACUGCCGGCGGCAACAGCACCAGCAACAGUUGCUAUACCAGUCCCUCCAAGCAAAGUUUGGGCGGCGGCUGCAUUGGAGAUUAUCCAUAUAAUUUCCAUAGCUCCACAGGCCUAUUAUCCUCCUCGCCCAGCGCUGCCAUAGCAGGUGGUGCGGCGGCUGGUGUUAAGCUACGUAAAUUCUCGGAUCGCUGUUUGACGUCUUCCCCGGGUCUAGCAGCAGCAGCAGGUGGUGAAACUGGUGGUGGUGGUGGCGGAGCUUCUCACUCGUAUCGCAUUUCAAUGGCAAAUCUAGAAGAAACACAAGAGUCCGAACUUGAUGUCAUCUUGGGAGAGCUAAGCCUUUUGGAGGCCCAAAUUGCGGCGGGCGAUGCCAAUUUUCUGCCAGCAGCCGGUGGGCCGGGGGCCAUGUGUACCCCCUCCUCGACCCGAACUCAUUCACGCACAAAUUCCACCAUUUCGGGGGCCACCUCAAUAUCGGGCUCCUCGGAGGCCGGUAGCAGCAGUACUUCACAUUCAUUAUGUUCCUCAUCGGGUGUAUCGGAAAACGGUAGCCAUGUCAGCAACAGUGCCCAUCAUCAUCCUUCGAUGCAGACGAUGACAACAGCAGCAACAACAACAACAACAAAUAAUGGCAACACUGCAACCCAGCUGAGAGAGCCACGCACCGAAUCGCCCGACAAUGAUUCGGCCUUCAGUGACACGGUCUCACUGUUGUCCAGCGAAUCUUCAGCCUCGUCGGGCAUGAGCUCAGCUCUGCAUCACAAACGUAUGAUGCAUCAACAUCAACCUGUUUUGCCGCUCUCCGGCAACACCAAGGCGGCCAAGAUCCAGUUGGCCCUACACAAACUGGAAACGGCACCCAUACGCCGUCUAUUCGUCAAGGCCUUUACCUCGGACGGGGCAUCCAAGUCGCUGCUGGUCGAUGAGCGUAUGACAUGCGGGCAUGUGACACGUUUGUUGGCCGACAAAAAUCAUGUACAAAUGCAACCGAAUUGGGCCUUGGUUGAGAAUUUAGGCGAUUUACAAAUGGAACGUCUUUUCGAGGACCAUGAGCUGUUGGUGGACAAUUUGAUGACCUGGAAUUCUGAUGCUGGCAAUCGUGUACUGUUUCAACAACGUUCCGAUAAGGUGUCCCUCUUCAUACGCCCCGAAUUGUAUUUACCCGGCCCCCAAAUGGCACCGGGCAGUCAACAUGAUGAACACACCCGUUCCAUGUUGCUGGAGGAAUUUUUCGAAACCAAUACGGAGAUACAAGUCGAUGGACCACUCUACAUGAAAGCUGAUCCGAAAAAGGGUUGGAAACGUUAUCAUUUUGUGCUGCGCAGUUCAGGCCUUUACUAUUUUCCCAAAGAGAAAACCAAAAAUGUAAGGGAUCUAAUGUGCCUGACCCUCUUCAAUGGCUACAAUGUGUAUCGCGGUCUGGGCUGGCGCAAGAAAUGGAAGGCCCCGACAGAUUACACCUUUGGUUUUAAAUCAGCUGUGGACUCUAGUUUGGGUAAAUCAUGUCGGACAUUGAAAAUGCUUUGCGCCGAGGAUUUGGAGACAAUGGAAAAAUGGUUGACCGCCAUUCGGGUGGCAAAGUAUGGCAAGCAGUUGUGGGAUAAUCACAAGGGCCUGAUGGAAGAGUUGACCAUGGGCGGAGAUGGUAUAUCGCAGAGCAGCUUUGCCGUAUCCAUGCGCAGCGAGUCGAUUAGCAGCAUUUCUUCGGCGGUACCUUCGCAGUGUGGCAGUGUCUCUUCGGCCAUAUCCAGUAUGUCGGCCUCAAGUGGUGGUCGGGUGUCAAGGGCCUCCUCAUCUUCCUCUAGUGGUUGUUUGUCAGAUGAUAAUAAUGGCUUUGAUUCGGAAUUUACCACGGGCACAAUCAAACGCAAACCUUCGAUGAAACCCAAUUUACCGCUGACCACAAUGACGAGGCAACUGAAGGAGGUGGGGGAGAACACACAGGCAGAUAAUGAGGAUUUGAAUAAUACUUCGCCAGAACACAGUGGAACUCUGACAAGGCGCCAUAGUCGCCGUAAAUCCCAAGAAUCCAAUGGUAGUGGCACCCUGAAAAGACGUCCCGCUGGGGCCGCCACUGCUGCCAUAAUGACAGGCCUUACAAAGAGGGGUUCGGCGGAGAGCAUGAAUGCCAAUAAUUCAUCGGGUUCCUCGAAUUCAACCCCGACUCCCACGCCCAGCAUUUGCGCCAAACCUUUGGUGGUAAGUUCCAGCUAUGGCCAGGAUAGCCAAUUGCCACCACCACCGCCUUCGGUUUUGAAUAAUGUUGUGACCGGGGCGGCGGAUGCCAUGAGUUGUUCCACCUUGUCGUUGGACUCAUUGCCACCACCACCGCCACCAGCAGCCUUAAAUGAAGUUGAGCAGGAUGUAUAUGGUUCCCAGUUGUCCUUGGUAUCACUGCCGCCACCACCACCGCCCGAGGAGGUGGCCAUGACGCCAACAACACCUACCGGCAACAAUCCAAAUGGUAUUUAUUCAAUUGUCGGCGGCCAGCCUGGAAAUCACAAGGUACCACCACCAGCGGUGCCAGCCAAGCCCAUAAAGCCGGCCGUUAAGGCAGCACCACCCUAUAAAAAUCCCCCAGACUACAAGGGCACGGUAGUGGCGCCCAGCGGCCAACAAAUGAACCACUCCCUACCACCUCCACCACCACCCACACAGAAAAAGGUCAGCUUUGCCGAUUCCCCGGUACUGCUGAGACGGAAAAUGCACUCCCCAGAACCGCAGGAACCCUUCUAUUCCCCCGGCCCACUACCGCCACCAAGAAAUGAUCUCACACGGCUUUCAAAUUGUUCUUCAACCAUUUCAUCGGUGUCCCAACAGGAUUAUGGUUCCCCCAAACGUCUGCAGGAAUCGAAUUCCAAUCCUCCCAGAGAUUUCCUCAAAGAUCUGCAGAGGGUAAUGCGUAAAAAAUGGCAGGUGGCCCAGAAAUGUAAACUGGAACCGGCCACCACACCCCAUGAAGUUUUGGGUUUCCGUGAUUUCUCCUCAGAGGAGUUGCUGGCCCACAAUCUCAAUUCGAAUUCUCAUUUUUAUCGGGAGACGGCCAAUGUAAGCAAUUGGGUGCAGGAACACUAUGGAGCUGGUGUGGCCUGUGAACCGCCGCCAUUGAAUGAGUAUGCCCUCUAUGAGAAUAUACACGCGAACAAUGCAAAUGCUGCGGCGGCGGGCGGUGUAGUGAAUCCAAUGGAUUCGCAACAAUAUGGCCAGCUGCCAGCACCUCCACCACCAUUAGUAGCCACAGCCGCCGGCGUUCAUAAUCCAGCGGCAGCAGCAGCGGCGGCCCAGGAUAUGGCCAAACGCAACAAACGACCACCGCCUCCACCACCCAAACGAAGCGAUUCAACACAUUUGACACACCGUGUUUAGUCUUUUCUGGGCCAGUGCUUUAGGGCACGGGGUUUUUGGCAGAAAUAAUCAAAGGCAAACCAUGAAAAGGAGGGCCAGGAGUAACAGCUUCCAAUAACAAGAAAAAUAGCAAAGCGGCGGUCCUAGAGAAAAAAUCGAAUUUUUUGGCGCAUCUUUUUUUUUUGAUUUACAAAACCCAAAAAUUAUAGAUUCAUAGAUUUUUAAGUAUUUAAAAAAAGUGCUUUGAAAGAUUGUAUUUUAAAAAGUAAAUUUAAAAAAAUUAAGAAAAAUCGAAUCGAUAAAUUUGCAAAACAAACCUUUGCUGGCAUUCAAACUAAAUUUUAAUAAUUUUUUAGAAUAGAACAAAAAAAAAUUUAAUCAAAAUAUAAAUCGAAUCGUUAAAUUGCAAAACAAACUCGUGGGUGCGGCGGGGGGCAUUCAAACCUCCCCUGCCCACCCAACCACCUAUCUAUAUACCUGUCGUCUCUUUAUGUUCUAAGUUAAGUUCCUUUUCGAAUUGUAAACUAACCAUAUAAAUAUAUGAAAGAAAGUUUUUAUUUUAAUGAUUUUUUUGUAAAAUUAUACACCCCCGCAUAUACCUAAAUUUAUACAAAUUAUACACAUUUCUAUAAUUAUAUACACAGUUGUAAUAAUAAUAAUGAUAAAUAAUUUAGAAUUAUUUUUAAAUGGAUUUUAAUUAUAUAUACUUUUUUUGGCUAAUUAAAAUGGCCUAACCACAUGUUUUUCUUCAAAAUUAAAUUAGUUUUGAUUUUUGGAAAAAUAAAACAAAAUAUGCAAUAAAAUUUUUAUUUUAAAUUAAAAACAAAAAAA